This is a messenger RNA of Pundamilia nyererei, 2751 nucleotides long. RefSeq names its product tyrosine kinase, non-receptor, 1 (gene tnk1). The record is from RefSeq and is a predicted model, not a curated record. The transcript has 15 exons. Gene Ontology annotation, molecular function: protein binding; ATP binding; protein tyrosine kinase activity. Gene Ontology annotation, biological process: protein phosphorylation. Bases 218 to 2413 code for a protein of 731 amino acids. Lineage: Eukaryota; Metazoa; Chordata; Actinopteri; Cichliformes; Cichlidae.
AGAGGUGGGGGAGGAACCCGAAGACUUACAGAGAAGCGGGUUUCGGACUCAGACAGAAGCUUUGAUUUGAAGCGAAGCACCGUCGUCGACGUCGUUACAGGUUUCACCGCAAACAUGGAGCACUUGUCUCGAAGCGUCUGUGGCUAAGAGAGAGCCACCAACCGGCGACUAAAUCGUUUUAACAAGAACUCAAUAAUAUAAGAAGGUCAGCCAGGUCAUGGUGAUGGACCAGGACACUCAAUGGCUAUACCAACUCCUAGCUGAAGUCCAGCUGGAGAAGUUUUACCUGCGCCUCAGAGAUGGCCUCAAUAUCACUCGCAUUGAGCACUUCGGCUACGUCAAAGAGGCCGAUCUGGAGCAGAUAGGAAUCAGCAAACCUGGACAAAGAAGACUAUGGGACGCUCUGAAACGCUACAAGUCGAGCGUGCGCGUGCGGUCACGGGUGCCGAAGGUGUUCAGUGGGGAGCCGUUAACCGGAGGUGGUCAAGCACAGGGCCAGGAAGUCGGUGUCCGGGCUCUUCCUUGUCUUAUCCAAGACAGUGAGCUGAUUCUGGCGGAGAGGCUGGGCUCUGGGUCAUUUGGGGUGGUGAAGAGGGGAGAGUGGCAUACACCCACUGGAAGAGUGUUGGCUGUGGCAGUUAAAUCGCUGAGGAGCAGUAUGUCGAGGCAGGCGGACACACUGAAAGACUUUCUUCAAGAAGUAACCGUCAUGCAAUCUUUAGACCACCCCAACAUCAUACGACUCUAUGGUGUGGUGCUCACACAGCCCCUCAAGAUGGUAACAGAGCUGGCCGCCUUGGGCUCACUUUACGACACCCUGCGUGCACGUCAGUAUGAGUUCUCUCUGCUCCGCCUUUGGCUCUUUGCUAUGCAGAUUGUGUCAGGCAUGGAGUACCUGGAGAGCAGGAGAUUCAUCCACAGGGACCUGGCUGCAAGAAAUGUACUGCUGGCAUCCAAGGAUAUGGUGAAGAUUGGUGACUUUGGUCUGAUGCGAGGCCUGAACCAGGAGAAAGAUCACUACAUCAUGUCGGCACACAGACGGAUACCGUUUGCAUGGUGUGCUCCAGAGAGUCUUCGCAUCGGCUCUUUCUCCCUUUCCUCAGACGUGUGGAUGUUUGGUGUCACUCUCUGGGAAAUGUUCACCUAUUGUGAAGAGCCUUGGUUUGGUCUGUCGGGCCGGCAGAUAUUAUGGCGGGUAGAGCGGGAGGGCGAACGCCUGGAGAAGCCACCUGAUUGCCCUCUGGAGCUAUACACUGUAAUGCGAAAGUGCUGGGCAUGCAAUUCUGCAGACAGACCCAGCUUUGCCCAGCUCAGCGCGAUGGUGGCGGAGGCUAAACCCAGAGAGGUGCAAGCAAUAAGAGAAUUUGCAGAACCCAGAAAGCUCACACUUUUGCCCAACGACCUUGUGACUGUCAUCGACCACAGUCUGGAGCUGAGUGAGUGGAGGGGGCAGAACCAGAGGACGUUGGCCAUCGGCUGGUUUCCUGCAAGCCUCACUGUCCCAUCACUCCCCUCAGCUGCUGCUGCAGCUGCCGCGGUGUCCUCCGGCAGCUCCGGGCCUAACCCUGGUGGCUACAUCUCAACCCCAGUAAAGGGCAGUUUGCAACACACCGGGCACGGAAACGUCAACCCUGAGCGCUCCUGGGGAACGCCUGAGAACCUGGACGAAGCUGGUGGCGGCUGGAGGUCAGGACCCAGCAGGGAGAAGGAGGGAUCCAAUCUGCAGAAAAUGGCAGCUAUGACUAGGAGCCUGGAGUCAGUCUUAGGUGGACAUCGGCCCCGAGCUCAUACAGUAGGGGUGUUCAGAGUGGAUCAGCACGGAAAACUCCUUCCUCCUGUGAUGCCGACUCACAGUGCGGUGAUGCAACAGGAUCCUCGUCGGCUGAGCGAGGCUAGUAUCGCUGCCCCUCCUCGACCGCCACCUCCCAACCUGAAAGCGCUUCGAAAAAUCCAAAGGAUUAACCAAGGCCAGGGCAGCGCGUUGCCCCAGCAAAUGGUUCCCCCUACACAACCCCAGCCUCAGCAGGUUGUUGGGGGUUCCAACCUCGCCAAAAUGGCCCAGCUGGCACGCUCUACCCCACAGCUGGAUGAGUACUCAGACAGCAGGGAGAGAGAUCGGGAGCGAAUAAGAGAACGGGAGAAAGGGCCUCAGAACACAAAAGAGGGUCUCAUUGCACAGAUUAUGGAGGCGGUACAUGGCGUGACCACGGACGAGGUUCAUAACGCACUUCAACGAAAUGACUGGAACCCAGUACGAGCUGAACAGCAACUAAAGAUGGAGCAGCUGUACUCGCUGAGCCUCUGCUCCAGAGAGGACUGCGUCAAGAUCCUCGCCAAACACCAGUGGAACCUGCAGUUUGCCAGCCGCUAUCUAAUCCGAGUGACGACCAGCGACAGGCCCGGCCCGCCCUAGAGGGGUUGGCCUCUUACCAGCCCAGACAGAAGAGUCUGAAGAGAUUUGAGGCAGCCACUGUGGCCGACUUUUUCCACACCAUCGUGGUGUAACAGUGACACACUCCAACACUUGGAGCCCCUCAACUACAGGAGCACAUGAAAAUAGAAAAAUGAAGGCAGACAAAGACAAAGCUGACUAAUAUUUUUGAGAAGCUUAGAAGAAACAUGACAUGUGAUAAAAUGACAUGAUGUGGUGUUAUAUAGCACUUCUUUUGCACAUAGGUUUUCUGUUUUAAUACAUUUGUACAUAUUGUAGUAGAAACUUUGUUAAAUAAAACUGAUCUCUGGUGGCCUGAA